UCACAUGCAGUUACAGCAAAACUCAAUGAAUGACAGACAAGUAUAGCAGUGAACCUGCCUGCAGCCUUUCUGCACGGCACAACCCUUGGAUGAUUUCUUUCAUAGAAACAUCUGACAGAUGAUUCGCUCUUUUUAUUUUAAAUAUCUUACAGCUUAGUAAGAUUUCCACCAUGGUGCUCGGAAAGGUGAAAAACUUCUUUGUCAGCUACGACUGUCUCAAUGACAGUAACGUCCCUGUCUUCGCCAGUGGGGACUUUGUCUCGGGUCGGGUGAUCAUUGAAGUUACCGGAGAAAUUCGCGUGAAAUCUCUGAACAUUCACGCCAAGGGACUGGCGAAAGUUCGCUGGACUGAAUCACGUAAUGCUGGAUCCAACACUGCCUACACACAGAAUUUCACUGAAGAAGUGGAGUAUUUAAACCACAGAGACGUCCUUAUUGGACAUGAUAGAGAUGAUGAAAGCUGUGACGAGGGCUUCACCGUUCUUCACUCAGGGCGACACGAGUUUCUCUUCAGCCUCGAACUGCCCCAGACGCCUUUGGCGACAUCCUUUGAAGGCAAACACGGCAGCGUACGGUACUGGUUGAAAGCGGAGCUUCAUAGGCCAUGGCUCCUGCCCAUGAAAACCAAGAAGGAGUUCACCGUCUUUGAGCACAUUGACAUCAACACUCCAUUGUUACUGUCUCCUCAGGCUGGCACAAAGGACAAAACCCUUUGCUGCUGGUUCUGCACCUCAGGGCCUGUAUCACUAAGUGCCAAAAUCGAGAGGAAGGGCUACACUCCAGGAGAGUCCAUCCAGAUCUUCGCAGAGAUUGAAAACUGCUCUUCCCGUGUGGUCGUGCCAAAGGCAGCCAUCUACCAAACCCAGACCUUCUUUGCCAAAGGGAAGGUCAAGGAGAUCAAACAACUCGUAGCUAACCUCCGUGGAGAUCCUCUACCCCCUGGCAAGAGCGAGACUUGGGACGGCAAGAUGCUGAAGAUCCCACCCAUUUCGCCUUCCAUUCUGGACUGCAGCAUCAUCCAUGUGGAAUAUUCACUCAUGGUGUAUGUGGACAUCCCUCGAGCUGUCAACUUAACCCUGAACCUGCCCUUGGUGAUCGGCACCAUUCCCAUCCACUCCUUCGGCAGUCGCACCUCUUCUGUCAGCAGUCAGUGCAGCAUGGCUAUGAGCUGGUUGGGAUUGCCUGAGAGACCUGAAGCUCCACCAAGCUACUCUGAAAUCAUCACCAAUGAGGAGCGACAGAACAACUUGGAGCUCCCGGCUGUGAGAGAUGAGACUGAAGGACCACUUUAUGCUUACAUCCAUGAAUUCCGCUUCCAACCUCCGCCUCUGUAUUCUGAGGUUGAUCCCCAUCCUGAGCAGGUGUGCGGCUCCAUGGACAGGAGACCAGAUACCUGUCCAUCCCGCUGAAGGAGUGACCACACCUGACCAGUGCUGUCAGGGAUCUCUUAUCUCUACAACCUCAACUGGGGUUUGUUCUUCCUUCAUGAGGAGGCAUGAGUAGCCAUCUUGGUGCGCAGAUGGAUAUCCUCCAGGAAACACUCCCAAUCCGAGUCGAGUCCAGCUCAGCAGCCCCUAAAAUCCGCUGAAGAUCUUGAGUGAUUCCCCUCCCCCUCCAUCCUUGGUGAAAAGAGUACAUACAAGAUUUGUUUGGAGAAAACUGUGCCCUUGACACCAAGAUGGAUUAAACGCAACACCACUAAGUGUGAGAACAGUGUCCAAACAUCUCCAGCCUUGUUUUGGAUGUGAUUCUUCACUUAUUUGAAUGAUCAGACUGAAUCAUCUUGAAGAUUUUUUGGUGAUCAUUAUUCUAAAAGCAACAAAUAACUCCAACCAUCCUGCAUCCACUCCAACAGAACAAUGACAGACUUGUCAAUUUUUUGUCAUUUCUUGACUUAAAAGAAGUGGCUUUACCACAUUGAUUUUCUUGAAACGUUUUAAGAACGUUGUAAACUGUAGAUGUGGAUACAACAAGACCUGCUGCAAAGCAUUAUGGAUGGGAUUCUGACAUGCCACGUUGCCUUUCUUCUCGAAAGAAACUGCGAGAGCAUCAAACUGAACAUGGCACUGAUUCAAGUGGCGAAAGAAAAGAUACCAUUGACGGCGAACGAAGAGAACUCUCAUCGAGAAGCAAGACAUUCUUGAAUUAGUCCUCCCGCUCAUGCUGUUACAAGAUACGCAGAGAACUGCACUCCAGAACUCAUUUAGAGCCUCGUACUAUAUGUGCAAAUAAGAGCUAACUAGACUUUCUUUUUCCCUACUCUUCUGACUGUGGCCUGUUGGUGUAGGCCUAUUUUUUUUUUUUUUUUAGCACUUUUCAUCGAUUGCAUUCAAAGUGUAUACCGAAGUAGGGUUGCAAAGGGGUGGAAAAUUUCCGGUAAAUUUCCAGAAACUUUCCAAAAAUUCCUGUAAAGUUUACAAAAUUUCUGGACUAUUUCUGAAAUUUACUGGAAAUUUUCCACCUUUUUGCAACCCUAUACCGAAGCUUGGCUAAUACGAUGCACAAGUUUGACAAACAUAUGCUCUGACAUUUACAUCUGAUUUUAGCUAUGUUUGUUUACAUAAAUGUGCUGUUAUCAGACAAACUAGAGUCACUAGCUACACGUUUGGACUAAUGAAACAAUCUUUGUGGCCUUGGCACAAAAACCAUGAAUUUGUCUGAAUUUGUGCGCUGUGCUGACAUUUACCUAUACCUAAAAAAGGGACUAUGUAUUUUUUGUGAACUGUAUGCAUCCUUACCUUGAUGUUUGUGCUUUGGGUCAUGGUGAAAAUUGUUGCCGUUUGUUUUGUUUUCUAUUGUUUUAUCUUAGAUACUACGAGAACAUUCUCAAACAUGCACUUCCAGGGAAUUAAAGAACCCUCAUAAAGACUGAACAUGUAAUGCAUACUGCAUAUAGGAGGCGACGUUACUCUUCAGUCAGGCUGGUCCAGAGCUAAUUAAACUGGCUUCCAUUGUUUUUCAUUUCAGGGGUUGAUGGGUGAAAUGGGUAUUAAGCUACUCCCAAGCCGAACGGUGCAAUAUCCGCUGUGUUUUCAGUGCGUUUCCACAUAGUUUUGUAUUCUUGGCUUGUUUCUAACUUUUAUACCAUUUUGUAGGUUGUCUAUAUGAUGUCACAGCAAAAAAUGUUUUUAUGUUUGUCUGUUUUUGCACCAGUGUUUAAAUAAAUAUGCCAUUUUAUACAAAAACUAAAGUU
Molecule: messenger RNA, 3193 nt
Organism: Sinocyclocheilus anshuiensis
Lineage: Eukaryota; Metazoa; Chordata; Actinopteri; Cypriniformes; Cyprinidae
Product: arrestin domain-containing protein 3-like
Exons: 8
Coding region: 171-1409 (412 amino acids)
Biological process (GO): protein transport
Cellular component (GO): cytoplasm
Source: RefSeq, a predicted model, not a curated record